GUUUCUUGGUGUUACACAGUUUUCUCCUACUCACGCCAGAAAAGCCUUUCCUUGCUUUGAUGAGCCCAUCUACAAAGCCACUUUCAAAAUUAGCAUCAGGCAUCAAGCAACUUACUUAUCUUUGUCCAACAUGCCAGUUGAAACUUCUGUUUUUGAAGAAGAUGGAUGGGUUACAGAUCACUUUUCACAGACCCCUCUCAUGUCCACCUAUUACCUAGCUUGGGCAGUGUGCAAUUUUACAUACCGGGAAGCUGUCACCAAGAGUGGAGUAGUUAUACGGUUAUAUGCAAGACCUGAUGCAAUCCGAAGAGGAUCGGGGGACUAUGCUCUAAAUAUUACGAGAAGACUUAUUGAAUUUUAUGAAGAUUAUUUUAAAGUGCCCUAUUCCCUGCCAAAAUUAGAUCUGUUAGCUGUGCCUAAACAUCCAUAUGCUGCUAUGGAGAACUGGGGACUGAGUGUUUUUGUGGAGCAAAGGAUACUGUUGGACCCAAGCAUUUCUUCUAUAUCAUACCUACUGGAUGUCACCAUGGUCAUUGUACAUGAGCUAUGUCAUCAGUGGUUUGGUGACCUUGUGACUCCAGUUUGGUGGGAGGAUGUGUGGUUGAAAGAAGGUUUUGCUCACUAUUUUGAAUUUGUCGGGACAGACUACCUCUACCCAGGAUGGAACAUGGAAAAACAGAGAUUUCUGACAGAUGUCCUGCAUGAAGUUAUGUUGCUGGAUGGUUUGGCCAGUUCACAUCCAGUAUCCCAGGAGGUGCAGCAAGCCACAGACAUUGACAGGGUGUUUGACUGGAUUGCCUAUAAAAAG
Molecule: messenger RNA, 808 nt
Organism: Pterocles gutturalis (yellow-throated sandgrouse)
Lineage: Eukaryota; Metazoa; Chordata; Aves; Pterocliformes; Pteroclidae
Product: thyrotropin-releasing hormone-degrading ectoenzyme
Exons: 5
Biological process (GO): proteolysis; peptide catabolic process
Cellular component (GO): cytoplasm
Molecular function (GO): metalloaminopeptidase activity; peptide binding; zinc ion binding
Source: RefSeq, a predicted model, not a curated record